Molecule: messenger RNA, 1596 nt
Organism: Ostrea edulis (European flat oyster)
Lineage: Eukaryota; Metazoa; Mollusca; Bivalvia; Ostreida; Ostreidae
Product: putative defense protein Hdd11-like
Exons: 4
Coding region: 736-1581 (281 amino acids)
Molecular function (GO): oxidoreductase activity, acting on metal ions
Source: RefSeq, a predicted model, not a curated record
CGUUCGCUCUCCGUUCACAGGUAAACGUAGAGCGAACGACCGUGGGUUUCCGACGAUGGUAUUCGGUUUGACAUUUUAUAUAUAUAUAGAGAGAGAGAACUUUGAUAUUUCACAUGAGUAUUCCUUGUGACAAGACCUUUCCAUGGGUACUAAACUUUUUGACCUUGGCAUUUGACCUACUUUUAAAAGAUUUGACAUUGGUCAUAACUUCUAAAUGGUAAAUAUUACAGCUUUCAUAAUACACAUGAGCAUUUCUUGUGACAAGAUCUUUUUACUGGUACCAAGAUAUUUGUCCUUGUGACCUCGGCCAUCUUCGGAAUCGGGGGUAUUUGUGUUUCACAAACACAUCUUGUUAUACAUGAAAUACUACUUUGGUACAAUUAUAAGAACUUUCGAGAGAAAAGAAUCCCGCAAAAUUAAGAAUAGUUCAAUACAGGAACGAACUGUGCAUGACUAUAGUGCAUCAGUAAAAACACGUGAUUUGAUAAUCCUGCAUGGUAGAAAUACAUAUUUGGAUAACUUUUACGUUUUGAGAAACAAGGUUUUGUGAGUUUGAUGAUGACGCGUAGCGGGCGGACAAUCCUGAGGAUUGAUGAUUAGACGCUUUAUCUAACUCGUCAGUAUUGAUGUUCAUACCUCGGUAUGAAUCAUUUCACCAUGUUUACGAGCACAGCGUAACACAUAUACCCCAAGGCUUCAAGACUUAUCAACAGGUUACAUUUUGUACUGACGAUAAUGGUAGGAAGAUAUCAUGUCGUAUUUUUAUCCUUUUGGUUUGUGAUUCUGUGUGCUAAAAUGGUAGACGCAUUCGGUUCAGGUGCGCCGCCUAUGACGUCAGUUUGUGAGCAACGUCAGCCCCUUCAUCAGUCUGAUGGGAAAAUAAUUCAACCACAAAUUGAUAACCCCCCUGUCUCCAUAGCAACGAAUGUUAGCAUGGCAAUAGGAGAUGACGUCAUCGAAGUUAUAGUGAACUCCAAGCUGAAAAAUAUUAAAGGCUUUCUAGUAGAAGCUAUGACGGAAACCAAGGGGCUUUUUUCGGGUGGAGAAUUUCUGCCAUCCAAUGAAGCGAAACGGGUCCAAUGUUCCAGGAAACAAAGGAUGGUGACACAUACUUCAUCUUCUCCAAAGCGAGACAUCACAUUGUUUUUCCGAGUGCCAAAUAUCACUGCCAAUUAUCGGUUCAGUGCAACAGUACUGCAAUCAUACCGGGUUUACUGGGUGAAUGUAACAUCCUCAUCAGUUUCAGUGACGCCAUCAAAUUCUACAAAAAGCAGCUCGGAUUUAUCAAGAAAGUGGCUGAAGAGUGUUGUUCAAACUGCAAAAACCACGAACCGUGGAGCAGAGCAACUAAAGAGCAACAUCCGUUCCAGAUUUUCUAUGGGCUUCGAUGGCGUAAUGAACAAAGAAAAUGUAAUGGCCUCUAAAGAAAUACUCACCUCUUUACCAUAUACAAUGGCCGAGAGACCGCUUAAGGAGAAUCACUCCGAGCAAGAUCAGUCACAAAGUAUGGAGAGAGCGAUUGCGAAUUUCCUUCGUGGAAACCUAAAUUACACAGACACAGUAGAUACCUUCCUUCAAUAAAAUUUUAUUAGAUCA